CAGCCGGAAGUCGGUGCAGUUACUGGGGUUGUUUUUACACUGAUGGCGCAGGGGGAGGAGGUUUUUGCUAGCUGGGGUAUAAAUAUAUAAUGGUAAUGUUAGGUUUAAGAAAGUUACAUUUCUUUACAGGAAUUACAGUUUGUGUGUUGAGGCGAAUAUAGUUUAUUUAUUUUUUUUGCACCGCUUUGUUGUAAACGGAUAUUAGCUUUAGCUAAGAGCCUGUUUAUAUCUUAGUAGCGCAGCGGAGUGUCAAAGUCAUAAACCAGUUAAUUUGUUGUCCACACAGGGGGAUUUCUCCUAAACGCAAUGUCCAAAGGCCGAAAACGCUCGAAAGCUAAAUCAGCAGCAAAGGCAGCAAAAGCGGCCGCUAAGGCAGCUGGUUUCGAUAUGCCUCCCGGACCAAGGCCGCUGUUUCCUGGUGGAUUUUGUGGCGGUGGUCCGCCGCUCCUGCGACCAAUGAUGCCUGGAAAUCGCUUUCCUAUGGGCCCUCCUGACUUUAGACCGCCAAUGAUGGACGGUGGACCAUUUAUGAACGAGCCUUCUAACUUUGGGAUGAGAGAUCAACAUGUGCACAGACCAGGGUUUGACAUGCACUCACGCUUCGUUCAUCCAGAUAUGGAGGACGGACCACGAGGCUUUCACCCAGAACCACAUGAAGGCAGACCAUCGGGUUUUGUGCCACCUGAGUUUCGGGAUGGACCCCCUGAUUUUGUGCCACCUGAGUUUCGGGAUAGACCCCCUGAUUUUGUGUCACCUGAGUUUCGGGAUGGACCACACGAAUUUAGGGAUAGACAUUCUGAUUUUGUCCCACCUGAAUUUAGGGAUAGACCACCCCACUUUGUCCCACCCGAGUUUAGGGACCGACCUCAAGGUUUUGCCCCACCUGAGUUCAGAGAUAGACCACGAGACUUUCCCCCAACUGAAUUUAGGGAUGGACCCUCAGACUUCGUCCCACCUGCAUUUGGGUAUGGGUCACAAGGCUUUGGUCCACCAGCAGGAAUUCGGCAGUUUGAGGAUGGACCAGGCUGCCAUGCAGUGGAUCCGAAUUGUAUGCACCCCCAGAAAUCCCCUAGCAAUGCUCCCUGCCCACCUCAGCAGCCAUCCGAGUCGGCAACUGAACAAUCCAGUGCUUCUGUCACUAAUGAAAACAGUACAAAUUCCACCACCACUACUACAUCAGCAGCAUCCACUUCAAACAAAGAAAUAUCUGUUGUUAAGAAAAUGCUGGGAUCAGUGAAACCUCCACCUGGAAGAUCUCUGGGAGUCAUCACCUUUAUUUCUAACAGCUACGGGUUCAUCGAACGCGAAGACCUUAAAAAAUAUUCUUUCUCAUUCGAUGCUUUCUUCGGAAAACGAAUCCAUUUGGUACCGGGGGUUAAAGUGCAUUUCACAGCAGUCCAAGAACUGGGAAAGGAAUUUGCUACUGACGUGAAGGUUGCACCAAGAGGGACAGAGGAGAUUGGAGACACGGUCUAUGAGGGUGUGGUGAUUGCAGUGCUGCCCGAGACUUACGUGUUGGAACCACAUCCGGGCCGCAUCAGAAGCAUUCUCACUACCGAACCUGUAAAACUGCCCUUCGGAAAGAUGGACUCCAAAGCCACCCUUCUACUGUUCGACCGGGUGAAAUUUCAGCUAGUCAAGGAUAUUAUUUCAAAGGUCCGCAGAGCAACAAACAUCACGCCACAAAUGCCAGAAACUAUUCAGCUUACCAAGGAAACCAGGGAAAAGGGUGUUAUAAUGAGCAUUACGCCUGAUACCUUCACUAUCAAGUCAAAGACACAUGAAAACCUUACUGCCUCCCUCAAUGAGAAUUUCUCUCAUGAUCAGCUGAAGGUCAUGGAUGAGGUCGAGUUCACCCUUGUAACUGCAAAGGACAAAAUGAAGGCAAUUAGAAUAAUGAAACUUCCGGAGCAGUCAGUGGAGUUAAAUUCACAAGCCAAAAAUGUUACUGACUCCUCUGCAGGCAAAUCAUUGUGGAAACCAGUGAACUCCGUGGUAGCAGCUGUUGACGAAGACAUAAGCAAUGAGAAAUACGAUGGAACAAUUUCUCAAAUCAUUCCUAAAUCUUCUGAAAAGGAGAUGGAGCAAGAGCUGCCACGGGGGAUUGUGGACACAGUUGUGAAUGGAAAACAAAAAAGGUUACCAUUUGGUCCAGGUGAUGUGAUCACACAAGCCACCAUGAUGGUCGGUGACAAAGUCCAGUUUAACAUUGCCACCAAACAGCAGACCAAGGGGCAGCAUGCCAUCAACAUUGAGAUUCGGCUAGAAACCUUUCAAAGAGAGUCCAAGGAGCAACGCAAGAUAGGCAUUGUUGUGAAAUUGGAUGCUAAUUCUGGGUUCAUCAAGGCUCCACAGAACCCACAGGUGCGUUUUGACCUGUCUGAGGUCAUGGAUGAUGUCAAACUCUCCUUGUUAGAGAAAGUUGAGUUUACGUUAGCUGCGGGGGCUGACGAGGCUGCUGACAGUAAACUAGCGAUUCGAAUCAGAAGGCUGACUGAGAGUGUCUUUACAUCUGUGCCAAAAGUAGAAGAAAAGAAAGAGAAGAAGAAAAUGACAAUUAAAUUGCUGAAAGAUCUGAAGGAGAGCAUCAAAACCCAUGUCAAAACAGAGGGCGAAGAUUCUGAUUUACUGGAUGCAGAGAAGCCAAAAGCUAUUAAAGAGGACAAUAAAGGCAAAGAUGAAAACUCUAACAAGGGGAAUGGCGAGCGCAGCAGAAGCCGAGAAAGCAGCCGGCGUAGUCGCAGCCGUAGCCAGGAGAAGAGUGGUAGUUACCAUAGCAAGCGUAGGAGCUCCAGUCGUGACAGGAGUCACCGAAGUUACAGGCGGAGCCGCAGCCGGAGCAGAGAUCGCUCGCGAAGAUACAGACGGAGUUACAGCCAUAGCCGUAGCCGCAGUAGAAGCAGGGAAAGGAGCAAUCGGAGCGGAAGAAAAAGAACUUGCAGCCCAGAAAACAUGCAUGAGCAUCGCAAAGGACAGAGCCAAGAAUGCAGCAGCAGCAGCAAACGAAGCAAAAGCCCUGAUGACAAAAUCAAAACAUCAAAAUAUGCAGCCAGCACACCGUCUAUGGAGUCGGUAAAUAAUGAACUGGCAAUGAAGAGGAACGAAUUAUUGGAGCUCAAUGAGUUAAUAGCACGUAAAAAAGCAAUAAUUGCCAUGGAACAAAACAGCAAGACCCCAAGUCAAUUUAAAGAUACACUCUAUACUGAUACUGAAAUUGAUACUCAACACGGGAUCGCGACAUUUGAUUAUCAGCACAAAACCUACCAAGAGAACUCGUGGACCCCUGACAUGAAGCCAUUUAGGUCUAUUUUAAAGAAGCAUUCUGAAUCUCUUUCCAAUUCCCAAAAUCAGGAAAUUGAAAGAAGUGAGAGUAUAGAAGAGCCAGAGGGAUGCGCACAAACCAACACUUCCAGUAUGUACACAUCUGCCGGUUCAGUCCCUGUAUGGAGUAAACAGAGUUCUACAGCUGAGAUUGAGGAUCUAGAACUAGCAAGAAAAAAGAGACAGUUGGAGGAACUAAGUGAAAGUAUUGCACGUAAAAGAGCAAUCAUAGCCAUGGAACAGAAGGCUAAAGCUCUUUCUGAUGGGUCUGAAAUCAAAAAGAAAUACGAUUUUGGUUCCUGCUCAGACGACCUCAACAUAACAAUGGCGAACAAGAACACCUGGCAACUUGAUAUCAAACCUGAUCUUCAGCCAAAGAAGUCCAUUCUGAAGAAGCGGACAGAAACGGUUCCUGACCAGCCACAGAAGGAUUUGACCUCAGCUGGUCAGUAUGGUCAUUUUCCUCUGUUUAAACAACCUGAAGAUGAUUCCUCAGCUUUCCUUAAUCCCUCUGGGCCUUUAGAUACUGCAUUUAAAAAAACACCAUCAGUGCUUUCUCCUGGUGAUCUUUUUAAGAAGCUGUUGACUGGAGCCUCUAUUAGUUCAUGUACAAGCAGUAACAAAGCUAUCGGUCAACAGCCGCUUCAGCCAAGUUUGGGAUUAUUUUAUAGCCAAAAAAGUACCAGAGAGACCAAAGAACAAAGUUACCCUGCAUCACCUUCACAAUUUUCUCACCAAGAUUAUGAAGAAGCAUCUACAAGCGAGAGCUCUUCAACCCAGUCUUCCGCUUCGAACCGAAAGAGUAAUCUUGCAACACAGAUGGAACGAUUCCUUGGUGCUUUAAAUAAAGCAGAUUCAAAUUUAUUGUCCUCGUUGUUGAGAGAUGCUAAAAAAGAUUCUGAUCUGCUGGAGAAUCAGAGGAUCUCACACGAGCAGGCGGCGAGAAAAGCUGUUUGCGACGAAUUGUAUGAUCCCUUCAAAGAAACGGACUGCAAUGAAAACAGCUAUACAAGUCCGAACACCCACGAUGACCUAUUGCCACACGAAAGAGUUGUGGAAGAUGGCAGUGGCUUUUCCAAAAUUGUUGGAAUGAAAUAUGGCAGUGAAUCAAAGCCUGAGUACCGCUAUCUCUACGGAGAGCCGAUACCUUCUAUUAGCCAAAGCCGACUUUUGGAAGAGCAUGAGAAAUUUUUGAAAGAGUGUGACCAAUUUAAAUCGUCACAAGGUCGUUUCAGCGACGAGACCUAUUUCGAGGACUCGUACGCAGAGGACAAAAGGAAAAAAACAUCCGGAAGGUACAGAGAAGAAGGCAGCCGUAGCCCAGCACGUCCGAAAUCAGUAGAUGCCAAUGAAGAUGCGGCCCAAAAAGCAAGCCAUUAUAAAGCAAUUCAGGAUCUACUGCAGACCGUCGGCCUUAAUUUAGACACAUCUGAAGUCAGCAAAUUAGAUGAUCGGACGAAAGAGCGCCUGUAUGGCAAGAAAGUGAAAUCACAGAGUUCUCGAUUGUCUGAUCGUAAAGACGGGCAGUCAGUAAGUAGGUUUGAUAAACGAGAUAGAAGUCAGUCCACUGAUUCUGAUUCUGUAUCUCCAGCUAAAAGCUCUAAGCGUGAGGUUUACAUGAGCUAUAUGGAUUCAAUUAAGUACCGAAAGGAUGAGGCGGAGGAGCUGAACCUGUUAAGCCUUAAAAGGACUAUUAGGAACAGUCCAGAAGCAGAACAUCAGACAUCAGAUCCACAAAAUAUUGCACCAGCAGGAGUCACACAUGAUCCUUAUAAACCAAUCGCAGAAACGUUCUCAGCUGGUUUGCCGUAUCCUCAAAUGGCUAGUGAAUUUUCCUCAGCUGCACAACAAGAUUCACAGCAGUGUAGUUAUGCUGUAGGUAGACAGGAAAACCCCUAUGGGCCUGUGUAUUAUCCUGCUGCUUACUCAACACCACCACCUGGCUAUCAGGGUUAUGGAGCAUCUGUUAUGCCUUUGCCCAUGAUGCCACCGAACCCGGUCCAAUUCUAUCCAUCCUUUUCAUCAUUUAGCACACCAGGACAUUUUGGUCCUUCUUAUUAUCCCCCCUCUUUAAAUCUGAAUGGCAUUGCCAUGCAGCCGGGCAGCUCCAGUUAUGCCCCGCAGCAGGUUAAGACAAAGCCCACGUCACAAAGCAGGUGUCUCAAAACAAUAGAAACGGUCAAAACCGAGAGGUCCGUUAGUGUCAAACUUUCAGCAUCGAAAGAAGUGCGCACUGUCAUUAGCAUACAGACAGAAAACGAGCCUAAAGAUACUGAAGACGAACCUGAACUGGCAACCAUGAAGGAAGAUGACAUCAAAGCUAAACAAAAGAAAAGGCUGGAGCAGUUUAAUCAGAGAAUGCGAUUGAAGAAGAAACAGCAAAUGGAAGCCCAACGAACACGAGGACUAAACCAAAAAUCGUCACCAGGAAUGGUUAUGCGAACAGAAGUAAAGAAUGUGUGGAUAUGUGGCCACUCCCUCGUGUUCUGGGCUGAGAAGAGGGCCACAUCUCCUGAAAUAGGUAUGCAACUUGGUAUGGACCCUAAUAGCGUUCGCAUAUGGUGGAAAGGUGUGCAAGGCAUGACGUGGCAACAGCUUCUGCCUCAGCUGCUCCAACUGAAAGACAACUGGCCCAACCCUGACAUGAUUCUUAUUCAUCUGGGGGGAAACGAUAUCGGCAAGAUGACCCCAGAGACCUUUGUGUUGGCAGUAAAGAAAGACAUGAUUUCACUGAAGAGCAUUUUUCCUCAAUGCCGCCUGGUUUGGUCGGACAUUUUACCACGGAAGUCCUGGAGGCACUCGGAUGACAGCACGAAUGUGAACAACAUGCGACAGGCGAUCAACAAAACGAUACACGCCAUUAUGCUAGAGCUCGGAGGGGUUUCACUGACUCAUGACAAUAUAAUGUCGACGCAGGACCCUGGCCUCUACAGACCAGACGGGGUUCACCUCUCCGGUAAAGGGAUCGACACGUUCAAUUUAAACAUGCAAGACUUACUUGAGAGGUGGGAAAGUGAGAUAUGUGAAACAGAGGCUUCUGAAAGCUGAACAUUUUUCUAUCAGUUGUUCUUUUGUACUGUGAAACUGUAUUCAUUCUUGUAUCCCUUUUAUACCAACUCAUGCUUAUCAUAGUUAAAAUGCAACUGCAUGUUUUAGUAAAUGGGUUAUAAUGUUAACGUUGCAUCAUUUCUGUAUUUUUAUGUAGAUUUACUGAUUGUGUGAAUCGAAAACAAUAAAAAAAACAUACUUAACACUGUGUAAUGAGUGUACAGACUUUUAUUCUUUCUUCCUUCCUUUCUUGCUAAAACAAUAAAUAAACUGUUGUGCCUUUGGUAGACAGAACACUUUUGGUACAAUUUUUAUGUAGUAUGUAAGUAGUAUGUUCUAAUCAGUAUGGCUUGUUUGUUUCUGAUGAAUGCAAGAUUCUAUUUUUUGUACACGUUUGUGUGGAACUUCCUAACAAUGUAUUAAUGUAACCAUGACCCCUGAAUAUGUUGUUUGCUUUGUCUUUUACAGUUGGCAUUAUAAUAAAAUUCUUGAAUGAUCCUAAA
Messenger RNA from Silurus meridionalis, 6872 nucleotides. RefSeq lists its product as uncharacterized. Lineage: Eukaryota; Metazoa; Chordata; Actinopteri; Siluriformes; Siluridae. The record is from RefSeq and is a predicted model, not a curated record. The transcript has 18 exons. Bases 307 to 6369 code for a protein of 2020 amino acids.